AUGUUAUCUAAGUAUAAUGAAGGCUCUUCGAGCGGUUUAACUUAUUGUACCACGAGAAGAGUUGACGAAAUGAAAACGUUCGUCAUUUUAAUAAUUCUCGUGACGAUUAGUGUGCUCCAUUCCGAUGGCUGUUGCAACAAUUGCUCAACUUCGAGUUGUUCCAGUUGUUGUUCCUCUUGUCAACAACAAUGUACAACAACCCCGUGUUUCCAAUCGUGUCAACAAAACUGCUGUCAACAUCAAUCCAGCUCUUGCUGUGGCAGUUGUUCAUCUUCGGGUUGUUCCAAUUGUUGUUCUUCCUGUCAACAACAAUGCACCACCACGCCAUGUGUUGCAAGCUGUCAACAAAGUUGUUGUCAUGAGAAAACAUCCCAUUGCUGCAACAGUCACAAACGCGAUUGUUGUACUACAACUAAAGAGGUGGAAACAAGAAGAGAUCGGGAGAAAACAACAGAGUUAGAAAGUUCAUCAAAAGAUGAGGAUAUCCAUGUCAAUGUUGACUCAGAAAACGUAAUCAACAACCAAAACAUUGUCAAUAUGUCCAUCAAUGUUGAUAGUAAUGUCAUCAACAACAUUUCGAAUCAAGGAGGGGGCGGUACCGGAACCAUUGGAACCAGUGUUGUCAAAGUUCCUGUUAAAGUACCAUGUGAGACCACAACCCAAAUACCUAGAAUGCCGCCAGGACAUCCUCCAGUCCAUGGUUAUCACCACCAGUGUUUACCACCACCACCACCGCCGCCACCGCCGCCCCAAUGCUGUGUUGUUAUCAUUCCUUGUGCUUACCAGGGUUGCAACCCUUAUCACACUCGUUGUGGUGGUUGUCACAGCAAGUAUGGGUAUUUACCCAUCAACCCCUGUGGAGGAGGAGGAUGUUAUAAACAUCAAACGUCACAAUGUAGUUCUUGCAGUGAUAAUUAUUAUCAGACGUACCAUGGGUACUCCCAAUGUCAUGGUUGUUUCCAAAAAUAAUUUGUUUUUUGUAAAAUUAAAGAAAAAAAUUGACACUUUCUAAACUGAUAAUCGUAAAAUUUUUUAUAAAAUGUUAUCAAUAAAUGUAAAGGUCGUAUUUUCUCUCCCAGUCUAUUUUGCAAGACACUUUCAACAAAUAA
This is a messenger RNA of Tribolium madens (black flour beetle), 1109 nucleotides long. RefSeq lists its product as uncharacterized. The record is from RefSeq and is a predicted model, not a curated record. The coding region runs from base 1 to 969 and encodes 322 amino acids. The transcript has 2 exons. NCBI's taxonomy places the organism in Eukaryota, Metazoa, Arthropoda, Insecta, Coleoptera, Tenebrionidae.